Cuscuta epithymum is the source of this 1215-nucleotide messenger RNA. Lineage: Eukaryota; Viridiplantae; Streptophyta; Magnoliopsida; Solanales; Convolvulaceae. The record is from the annotation of a GenBank genome assembly.
GAAAAGAAAAUAUGCUAAAUCCUGCACACCGCCUAAAAAAGUGCUAUUGCUACAUUCCCUUCUUUAACACCGAGCGUGUGUCGUAAAGACUCGUACGAAAGUGCAUUUUUGCUGAUUUGAACGCAAUGGGUUCCGGUGGCUGCGAGGACGUAGGAGCUCCGACGGCUAUGGCUUUGGGUUGCUACGAUGGCGUACCCGCUACCACUCCGAAUAUGGAAAAUAAUUGUUCUAAUUCUAGUGUGUAUGAUCAUCAUUAUAACAGUAUGAGUUCCAGCAUGGCUACAUCCAGCUCAAUCCCCAUUGAUUCCUCUAAUAUUGGUUUUCGGUUGCUAAAGAAGCACGGUUGGAAAGAAGGAACCGGACUGGGGAUUGCCGGACAGGGUAGGCUGGAACCUGUAGAAGCACAUGUUAACAAGAAUAAGCUAGGUUUGGGAGCAGAGAAAGGAAAGAAAGCAAGUGCGCCAGAAAAUAGCAAAAAGUACAGGAAGGAAGAUAAAAAUCUAAGGAAAAAAGCAGAAAUCUUUCCGGUGUUUUAUUUUCACGCUUUGGUCCACUGCUGCAAGCUUUCCUAAGCGACAUCUUUUGUGUCCAUUAUUCCUGGCUAUCUUAACUCAGAAGCAAGCAACUGGUUGGCUACACCUUCAUAUGUAUGCCGGUGAAAAAGAAAGUCACCAAAAAGAUGAAAAAACAGAUGGAGUUGGAGAAGCGCUUGCAAGAGCAGGAACUGGUGAAACAAUUCUACAGGGAAUUUUGGCCCGACAAUGUUUGAUGCAUAUAUUUUACAUCCUUCACAGCUGGCGUUCUCUAUCCUGAUCUUUACAUCGUUAAAUCAUCCCUCUCUGCGUUGUGGCAAUUUCUAUCCUGAUCUCUACCUUACUCUAUACAAUGUGAUGCAGAUCUUUCGGUUUUUAGAAGGCUGUUUGCUUUUUACAGAACUACUAAAAAUAGUGUAUAUAAAAACACCCACAGAGCCCUUUGACACUCUUUAGACGGAGCAUUUGAAAAUUGAAAUGGUUAGCUUAGUGUAUGGGUGGAUCCCUGGUCCUGGACCCGUUCAGAACCGGCCGGACUGGGACCCUUUUCCCCUAGAUUUGGGCUUAGGACUGGCGCCGGACCUCUCCCCUACCGGUCCGAUCCCGACAUGUUUUUUUCUUAUGCAUUUCAUGGCUUAGAAAUAUUUGAAAACGUAAUCUAUUUUAAGACGCCCUUAUUAGA